AUGUUGAAUUCUCACUCAUACCUCGUCAUCACCAAACCAGAUCUGGCAACCAACAUUGAAAUUGGAACAUUAGCGACAUGGUCAUUAUCUUCUUCUAAGCCUGGAUUUGGAGUCGACCAGCUACGUGACGACUCUGUAGACACAUCUGAUGGACCACAACCACAUCUUGUCAACAUUCAGUUUCCCAAGAAGAUGUCUGUUUCGACGGUAGCCAUAUACCUGGACUAUAAACAAGACGAAAGCUAUACACCGACCAAGAUCUCAGUUCGUGCUGGUAAUCAUUUUCAAGAUUUGCAGGAAGUCAAUUUGAUCGAAUUCGAGGAACCUGUUGGAUGGACUUGUCUUCCCUUGAAUUCUGCGUCUCCCGAACAACCAAUACGAACACACCUGUUACAGUUUGCUGUAAUCAGCAACCACCAGAAUGGCAAGGACACUCAUAUUCGACUCAUCAAGAUAUAUGGAUUGAGACCAACAUUGCAAACACACUCAUCAGAUGGUCUUCCUCCAUACUCGACAGUCCAGUUUCAAAUGCAGGCUGUUGAGAGGCUCUAG
Synchytrium microbalum is the source of this 552-nucleotide messenger RNA. RefSeq lists its product as uncharacterized. Gene Ontology annotation, biological process: protein K11-linked ubiquitination; anaphase-promoting complex-dependent catabolic process. The coding region runs from base 1 to 552 and encodes 183 amino acids. Lineage: Eukaryota; Fungi; Chytridiomycota; Chytridiomycetes; Synchytriales; Synchytriaceae. The record is from RefSeq and is a predicted model, not a curated record. Gene Ontology annotation, cellular component: anaphase-promoting complex. The transcript is spliced from 6 exons.